CCGGGGCUGCGAGAAGGGAGCGGGCGAGCGAGCAGGCGGCAGGCACAGUCUGCGCGAGGAGCAGGCGAGCGGGAAGACAAGACGCAGCCACCUUCCUCACCAGCCAGCCCACAGCGGUUUGUCCCCUUCCACGGGAGUGCGCCAAUGCCUGGUCCGACCCAAACCCUGUCCCCAAAUGGAGAGAACAACAACGACAUCAUCCAAGAUAACGGGACCAUCAUUCCUUUCCGGAAGCACACAGUGCGCGGGGAGCGUUCCUACAGUUGGGGAAUGGCGGUCAAUGUGUAUUCUACCUCGAUAACCCAAGAGACUAUGAGCAGACAUGACAUCAUUGCAUGGGUGAAUGACAUAGUAUCUUUAAACUAUACAAAAGUGGAACAGCUAUGUUCAGGAGCUGCCUAUUGCCAGUUCAUGGACAUGCUUUUUCCAGGCUGCAUUAGUUUGAAGAAAGUAAAAUUUCAAGCAAAGCUGGAGCAUGAGUAUAUUCACAAUUUUAAACUUCUCCAGGCAUCGUUUAAGCGAAUGAAUGUUGAUAAGGUAAUUCCAGUGGAGAAGCUAGUGAAAGGUCGUUUCCAGGACAACCUGGAUUUUAUUCAAUGGUUUAAGAAAUUCUAUGAUGCUAACUAUGAUGGGAAGGAAUAUGACCCUGUGGAAGCACGACAAGGGCAAGAUGCAAUUCCUCCUCCCGAUCCUGGUGAACAGAUCUUCAACCUGCCAAAAAAGUCUCACCACGCAAACUCCCCCACAGCAGGUGCGGCUAAAUCAAGUCCGGCAUCUAAACCAGGAUCCACACCUUCUCGUCCCUCAUCAGCCAAAAGGGCUUCAUCCAGUGGUUCAGCAUCCAAAUCUGAUAAAGAUUUAGAAACACAGGUCAUACAGCUUAAUGAACAGGUACACUCAUUAAAACUUGCCCUGGAAGGUGUGGAAAAGGAAAGGGAUUUCUACUUUGGAAAGUUGAGAGAGAUAGAGCUACUCUGCCAAGAACAUGGGCAGGAAAAUGACGACCUCGUGCAGCGACUAAUGGAAGUCCUCUAUGCUUCAGAAGAGCACGAGGGCCACCCUGAAGAGCCAGAAGCAGAGGAACAAGUUCACGAACAGCAGCCCCAGCAGCAGGAAGAGUACUGAACCGUCUUGGCAGCUCGCAACACUUCCAUUUUGUGUGGGAACUUUUCUUCUGGAGAAUUGGAACAUGUGUGGCCUCAAGCUCAACAGAAACCAGUUGUUCCCAAUCUGCCGUUACAUCAACGCGCUGCUGCAAACGCCAGCCACCGAGCUCGGUUCCCAUUUCCUUUGCCAAGACAUAUUAGCAGCCGGCCUUCUACCUGAGAGAUCAUGGGGUCACAUACCUUCAACUUCACCACUUGGCUGCUUGAGAAUGGUUCUGCUCUUUCAUUUCUUUCCAAAACAACUCUUCCCUACCCCACCCCCACCACCCCACUCCCUUUCUAUCCCGGUGUGAAACAAUGGUAAUUUGAUAUAUGGUAUUUAUAUUGGCAUUUCUCAACCCAGUGUCACUAGAUAUCACACACAUUUGUGGUGCUUUGAUGUUUGCAAGUCUAACCUCUGAAUAUAAAUUUGGUCAAAUAAUAAAUUGGAACAAAGGGAAACAGAUACUUGAUAUGAAAGCCAUAAUGACAGUGACUUGUUUCACGGGGAAAGACAGUCAGUUUCUCCCUCUACUUCCAACAUGAAAGGGGAAAGAAUGGGUUUGAAAGUAGGACUUCGGGGCCCAGCAGUGUUUUUAUAUCAGCAUGUUAGACAACCACACAAUCUGUUGUUAGUUUUGAAAGACAUUCACUCAAAGAAAACCCCAUCUCAACUUGGGCCUCUGAGAGCUUGGCCCUGCCCUCCCCCACCCAGGUUCUCAUGCUGUUUUCUUUCUCAGGGUCCUCUUUUGUGGGCAACCACUCUCCCCAGGAAGCUGUCACCCCUCACUGCAGUCCAGACGGGUCUGCAUAGGUACUGGUCCCGCUCCCUCUUUGUGUGGGUUUCAACCCAAAUCCUGUCAUCCACGGCAUGACGGUGCACAGCCUGGUUUCAGGGUUCUGCAUCAGGCUGCACACUUGCUGAAGGCUGACAGCAAAGACCUUUUUCACAGGAGCCUCAUUCCCGGGGAGAAUCCUGGCUCUGAAGGCUGGUGUUGACACUGGAAUGAGAGCACAGGAAAAAUCUAUGACUCCCAGUUCCUUCUGGAAUAAGGCACUUCCCCCCUUAGAUACUGCAGCCCUCAUUAUCAUUGACCUUUGCUAAACCAUGGCAGUUCAAAAACAGAGGAAACAUUAAUGAAUUUGAAGCAUUCCUUAUUUUUUUAAACUAACAUUUGCACAUUUUCUUAGUAUCUUCCAAAGUCUUUGCCUUUUUAUUUUUUUCCCCCAAUGACAGAUGGUAUCCCUUCCUGGGUCCUUCAUUUCACUUGGUUUCUAACUUUAGAUUUACUUUCACUUGUUAUUUGACUUAGCAGGUGCAACAAAAAAAAACAUGAAACAAGUGUGCCCACCUCACUCUCCUCUUAACUGAAAAGCUUAAAAUAAAUUUCUGAAUUAUGUAUCAUAAAGCUUUGACAUUUCUUUAUUAAUUGAUGAAGUACUAAUUCUAAAUUCUAGCAUUGAAGCUUUUCACAAAAGAAGUCUUCUCAAAAUAAAUCUUUUGCAGCAAAGUGGUAUUUAUUGAGUUAUAUGUGAAAGAGAUUGCUUGUAUUUUUGAGGUUCUUACAAUGCACUGUGCAGAAUUGGACAGAGGUUCUGUGGUGUCUGGUUUCCCUUUCUUCUCUCUCCUGCUUGCUCUGCGCUACAAUGGCAGCUCCUUUCUCUCAGGCUGACAAGCCUGGCUCUCGGCAGUGACAUCCUCCCGCACCUGGUUGCAGCCAGUGGUUGUGCUGUACGUAGCAUCAUGCUUCACGGUGUGUUCUUACACCCCAAACCCCCUUCCCACCCCCUCUACCCCAAACCUGUUGAACUCAUUGAUUUUCCUUUUUUUCAAAAUAGCUCGUUAAAUCAUUACAUGUGAUGGCACUUCAGUGCUUCUAGGCAGUCCUUCCACUGCCCUAGACAUCCCAGUAACACCCAGGGAACGUGGCUCGUGACCCAAACUCCCAGCAUGUGGGUACACCAGAACAGAGAGGGCCCCUCCAGAAACCACUGGAUGUUGUCCAUUACAUCAGCUCAUCAGUGACAUUCUCCCACAGCCCCAGCCUCUCAGUUAUCAAACUAUUGGCCGGAAAUCUUAGCCUGUCAAGAGCACUUUCCCCAGUCAUCAUACUUCAUUCUCCUUCCUGAUGUCUUGGGGCAAACUAGUCAUUGGCUUAAAAAAGAGCUCUAGAUUCUUCUUUGUCCCCCAUCUGAAAUGUCUUCGUUGUGUUGCAUCCCAGAUGACAUCACUGACACUCUGGGGAAUCUCAGCUGCUGAGUUUCUCAGCCGGUCCUCUUUGGCUGCACCCCAGCUUUGCAGGCCUCAUCUCACUCCCCAGGGCUUCUCCUUCCUCCUCUCUGCUCCUCCCUCUCUGAAACCAGAUGUCAUUCUUCAUGCCCUUCACUCACACCCACUGUGGCUGUUAUAGCACUUCCACUGCUUAGUCAGAUAGGAAGUGAUUGAAGCAGGGGGCAAAGAGAGCCCAUCUUCUUCCUAAGCAGAAAAGCAGAAAAAGAAAAAAAUACAAACAUCCUGUUGACAGAGAGAAGUAAACUCCAGAAGGGAACCAAGAACUCCUCCCUUCCCUGGUGAGUAUUUCCAUUAUUCCGUUAAGGUUUAAUAUGCAUUCAAAUUACUUUUACUAAAUAGUACACCAUAAAGCUUUUGUUAUAUAUUAAAUGUAAACUGAAAGGAAUGUAAACAUAUGUAUUGUUAAUUAUAAAUAUAGAUAAGCAAUGACAUAAUAGAUGAAAAAGUCUUAUUCAGAUGUAUCACAUUCAUUUUACAUCACCCACCUAUUGUCGCAUGGUAGAAUAGUUUUUUUGUCUCUGAAUAUGUGAAUAACUUGACUUGCGUUUAUCUUUUUACAUAUUUAAUAAAAAAAGUAUAAGUUAAAA
Molecule: messenger RNA, 4025 nt
Organism: Condylura cristata (star-nosed mole)
Lineage: Eukaryota; Metazoa; Chordata; Mammalia; Eulipotyphla; Talpidae
Gene: MAPRE2
Product: microtubule-associated protein, RP/EB family, member 2
Exons: 7
Coding region: 145-1125 (326 amino acids)
Biological process (GO): protein localization to microtubule plus-end; spindle assembly; regulation of microtubule polymerization or depolymerization
Cellular component (GO): spindle midzone; cytoplasmic microtubule; microtubule plus-end
Molecular function (GO): microtubule plus-end binding
Source: RefSeq, a predicted model, not a curated record